AUGGCAACCCACCCCCUCCAAGCGCUAGGCGAGGCCAUCGGAGGCGUCGGAGGAGACCCACGAGCCCUACAAUUAUCGUCCCUGUUCCAAGGAGCAAAUGAUGGACCGGCCCGAACGGCUGCAAAACUGACUGGUGUUCAAGAACCUGGUAAAAGAGCUGAUGAUGGUCCUUAUUUUACGAAUAAUGAGGGCAUUCCGUUUCCGGAUGGCGCGCAUAGUAAGACGGCGGGUGAAUUUGGAGAGGAUGGUUCAUCCUUCGGUGCCUUUGGAUAUUUUGAAACAACCAAGGAUAUGUCACAUCUUACCAAGGCGGAUUUUCUGAAAUCACCCGGCCUCAAAACUCCCGUCUUCAUGCGCUUCUCAACCGUAACCCUAGGUCGCGAAUUCCCCGACCUCGCCAGAAACCCACGGGGCUUCGCAAUCAAGUUCUAUACCGGUGAAGGAAACUAUGACGUUCCCGUCUUCUUCUGUCGCGAUCCUAUCCAAGGACCAGAUGUUAUCCGCUCUCAAUACCGGAAUCCGCAGAAUUUCCUCCUGGAUCACAAUUCGUUAUUCGACUUGCUUGCUAAUACGCCAGAGGGAAACCACGCAGCUUUGAUGUACUUCAGCGACCACGGCACCCCAGUAGGAUGGCGAAACCAGCACGGCUACGGCUGCCAUACUUUCAAAUGGGUAAACAAAGACGGCACAUUUGUCUACAUAAAAUACCACUUCCUAGUAGACAAAGGCCAAAAACAAUUCACUGCAGACGAAGCCCUCCAAUUUGGCGGCCAGGACCCAGACUUCUCAAAACGUGACCUCUGGCAAGCUAUCGAAAAGGGCGAGCAGGUCUCCUGGACUGCGCAUGUGCAGAUUAUGAAGCCGGAGGAGGCGGACCCGAGGAAACUGGGGUUCGAUCCAUUUGACGUUACGAAGGUUUGGCCGAAGAAGCAGUUUCCGCUGCACAGAUUCGGCAAGUUGCACUUCAACAAAAACCCCGAAAAUUACCACCGAGAUGUCGAGCAAGCAGCCUUCUCGCCAGGAAGCAUGGUCCCCGGAAUCGAAGACAGUCCUGACCCCCUCCUCCAAUUCCGGAUGUUCUUCUACCGCGACGCGCAGUACCACCGCAUUGGCAUUAACCUGCACCAAGUCCCAGGUAUCUCUCCCUCCUACAACUAUAUACUGCUGCGCAAGUUUUUAAUCACAAGAACAGUGAACUGUCCCUUCAUGGCCAGCUCCUACUCCUCCCUGAACUUCGACGGCCCACUGCGCGUCGAUGCAAACCACGCCAUGAACCCACAAUACGCACCAAACAGCUUCGCGAACAAAUUCCGCCCCGACACAGCAGAAUGCCCCUACGCCCUAGGCGACAACACCGUUUCCCGCAAAUCGCACUUCUACCACGAGGGUAAAGCAUCUGAAUACGAGCAGCCUCGGGAGCUCUACAGAAGAGUUAUGGAUGCGAAAUCCCGCGCAAGGCUGCAUUCGAAUACGGCAAGGUUAUUGAGACUGGUUGAGUAUCAGGAGAUUGUGGUGAAGUAUCUGGUGCAGGUGUAUUGUGUGGCGGGGGAGUAUGCGAAGGGGGUUUAUGAGCUGUUGCCCGAGCCGGGAUUUGGGUUUGAGGAGGUGGAGAGGAGGGUUCGGGGUGCUGCGGGUGUUGGGAAGGAGAAGAAGUUUUUGCCGACGGAUGGGGAGGUGCUUAUGGGGACUUGUCCGAAGCAGCCGAUUUAUACAGAGGUCGAUAGGGUGUAA
This is a messenger RNA of Aspergillus chevalieri, 1731 nucleotides long. Its product is annotated as catalase. Gene Ontology annotation, cellular component: cytoplasm; peroxisome; mitochondrion. Gene Ontology annotation, biological process: response to hydrogen peroxide; hydrogen peroxide catabolic process. The transcript is spliced from 8 exons. The coding region runs from base 1 to 1731 and encodes 576 amino acids. NCBI's taxonomy places the organism in Eukaryota, Fungi, Ascomycota, Eurotiomycetes, Eurotiales, Aspergillaceae. Gene Ontology annotation, molecular function: heme binding; catalase activity. The record is from RefSeq and is a predicted model, not a curated record.